CUGCAUUGUCAGGGACAGGCUGGGGGAUGCUUAAAGAGAGUAACUGAUCCACUCUACUUAUUCACUCAAUUGAAGCUGAAAGGAAGAAGGAAAGUGACUGCUGCUGAACCUGUCUAGUUUGGGACGAUGGAAAAGCUUCUGGGCUCUCUAGCGAGUGUAUUUUAUUUUUCUGUGUAGCUUUCGCCUUUGAGUUCUGGCGGAGGUGAAUUAGGUGGAGUUGACUUUCCUGGAAUUGUAGUGGCAGUUUUUCCUGUUGUGUUCCACGGCAGACUGUCUCACAUGAAAAUGACAGACUAGCUCCUGGAUUACUAAGCUCAAGAACUCUGCCAUCUGGCCUUUUCAGUCCCGACGGCGGCUUUGUGUUUUUCCUUCUUUAAUGUGGGUCAGCAGUGGUUUGUCUUCAGCAAUGCCCCAGCGUCGCAAACGAGGGCGAAAUCCAUCGAUAGCUGAUCAGCUUCCCUGGAUUUCGCUGACGACACCGCUUUGUUUUGCCUGAAGAUGGAAACACUGGAGUCGGAGCUGACCUGCCCUAUCUGUCUGGAGCUCUUCGAAGAUCCACUGCUGUUGCCUUGCGCUCACAGUCUCUGUUUCAGUUGCGCACACCGCAUCCUUGUCUCCCACUGCACAUCCAACGAGCCUGUGGAAUCAAUCAGUGCUUUCCAGUGCCCAACUUGUCGUUAUGUCAUCACCCUCAACCAGCGAGGCCUAGAGGGAUUAAAACGCAACGUCACUCUUCAGAACAUUAUCGAUCGCUUUCAAAAAGCUUCAGUGAGUGGUCCUAACUCCCCCAGUGAGACCCGCCGUGAGCGGGGAUACGACGGAAACGCCAUGACCAUGUCGAGUGAAAAAGUGCUAUGCCAGUUUUGUGAUCAGGAUCCAGCACAAGAUGCUGUGAAGACCUGUGUCACCUGUGAGGUCUCCUACUGUGAGGACUGUCUUAAAGCCACUCACCCCAACAAAAAGCCAUUUACAGGUCACAGGUUAAUUGAACCCAUACCAGACUCACACCUUCGUGGGCUACUAUGCCUGGAACAUGAGGAUGAGAAAGUUAACAUGUACUGUGUAACUGAUGAACAGUUAAUCUGUGCCUUGUGCAAAUUGGUAGGGCGUCACAGGGACCAUCAAGUGGCUGCGUUGAGUGACCGCUAUGAAAAAUUAAAGAGAGCCCCUGGAAGGUUUUUCAGUAAGAGGACAGAGCAGGAAACUUCUGACCAGCAAAGCUUGGAUGCCAACCUGACUAACCUUAUUAAGAGAAACAAUGAGUUGGAGAAUCUCAUGGGCAAACUUAUUCAAACAUGCCAACAUGUAGAGGUGAACGCUUCACGGCAGGAGGGCAAGCUGAUGGAAGAGUGUGACCUACUGAUAGACAUUAUACAGCAAAGGAGGCAAAUCAUUGGAACAAAAAUUAAAGAAGGAAAAGUGGUAAGGCUACGGAAAUUGGCACAGCAGGUUGCAAACUGCAAGCAGUGUAUCGAGAGAUCCUCUUCUCUGAUAACUCAAGCUGAACAAACCCUGAAAGAGAGUGAUCAUGCACGUUUCCUGCAGACAGCCAAAAAUAUUUCUGAACGGGUUUCUAUGGCGACAGCAUCUUCACAGGUUUUGAUACCAGAAAUCAACCUGAAUGACACCUUUGACACUUUUGCAUUAGACUUUUCACGAGAAAAGAAAAUGCUAGAAAGUCUGGAUUAUCUAACAGCACCCAAUCCCCCAGGGAUUCGAGAAGAACUGUGCACAGCAUCUCAUGACACAAUCACUGUCCACUGGACAUCAGAUGAUGAAUUUAGUGUUGUUUCUUAUGAACUACAAUAUGCAAUCUUCACAGGACAGGCCAAUGUAGUUAGUUUGUGUAACUCUGCCGACAGCUGGAUGAUUGUUCCUAAUAUUAAACAGAACCACUACACAGUUCAUGGACUACAAAGUGGCACAAAGUAUAUCUUCAUUGUCAAGGCGAUCAAUCAGGCAGGUAGCCGGAGCAGCGAUCCAGGAAAGCUGAAAACUAAUAGUCAGCCUUUUAAAUUGGACCCAAAAUCUGCCCACAGGAAACUUAAAGUGUCACAUGACAAUCUAACUGUAGAACGAGAUGAGACCUCAUCAAAAAAGAGCCACACCCAAGAGCGUUUCACAAGCCAAGGAAGCUAUGGAGUAAUGGGCAAUGUUUACAUUGACAGUGGUCGCCAUUAUUGGGAGGCACUUAUUGGAGGAAGCACCUGGUAUGCAUUGGGAAUCGCAUAUAAGUCCGCGCCCAAGCACGAGUGGAUUGGGAAGAACUCGGCCUCCUGGGUGCUGUGCCGCUGCAAUAACUCGUGGGUAGUGAGACACAACAGCAAGGAGCUGCCCAUUGAACCAUCGCCCCACCUGCGGCGAGUCGGGGUUCUGCUUGACUAUGACAAUGGUUCUCUGGCGUUCUACGAUGCCGUGAGCUCCCAGCACCUUUACACUUUUGACAUUUCUUUUGCACAACCAGUGUGCCCUGUGUUUAACGUGUGGAACAAGUGUUUAACCGUUUUAACGGGGCUUCCCAUCCCUGACCACUUGGAGUGCACAGAGCAGCAGCUGUGACCACCAUGAUAUCAGCCGUUCACCCAGACACAUCGUGAGGACCAUAGACAUGGCCUGGACUGGAACUGCCUUAUUUUUGACAUUUUUUAUUCCUUUAAACAGACCAGUCAACUUGGCCAUACCGAAGACAUUUGGUGUAAUUGUAUAAGCCAUGGCUUUAAAUCUUUUUCUUUGAACGUCUCUAAUAGUGAAAAACAAAAAAGAAAAUGAUAAAUUAUUUAUGGGGAAAACAAAAACAAAACAAAUCUGACUAAACUUUGUUGUAGACCUGCUUUGCACAUUAAUGUUUGCUACACUAUGAUAUUUAUGCUUAGGUGAUUAAUUGUGGAAAUUAGGGAAGGCGGUUUCACUCACAAUUUGGUCCUUUUACAUUCCCGGCUUCGUUUCAUGUACAUGGUGCGCUGUUUUCAAAUUAUUUUGACAUAAAGGAAAAAGGAUUCUGGGAAGAUGACUGGCUUUUACUAAAGUACAAGGCACUCUCAGACAAAGUGACUAAGCUAACAUUAAGGUGGGCUUCUGCUUGUCGGGAGUCAAGCAUCCAAAUGCUCCCUUUUGUUCUUAUGUCACGUAUGGGUAAACAGAUUUCUUUUUCGUUUUUUUUUUUAUACUUUUCAUUUUUUAUUAUUAUUGUAGUUCUUCAUUUUGUAUUCAGCAUGCUGAUGUAUAAUAAACUUUGAGGAAUGUAGCACAGCAGUUACUUCAAACAAUAUAUACAAUACAGUAUAUGGAUCAUUUAGCCAAAAUGUGUGUGCUCACUGUCGUACCACCUUUAGUGCUGUUUCUGCUCCUUCCAAAGGCCAUGCGUGGGAUUUUUUACUAUGUGUAACACAAAAAAAUAAAUGCUGACAAAACAGAUAAAGACAAAGAGCGUAAUAAAACACAAACACAAGCCGCUCUAAUAGACUGAAGGAAAUGUUUGGAAUAAUUGAGCGUCACAUCAGACAGGCGUCACUGUGCGCCAUUACACUUUAGCAGAUGUGUGAGUAUCAAUAAGGCAAAAAUUUAAAUUUAAGUGGAUUUUAAUGGAUUUGAGGAGAAAAGACAGAUGGGAUUUUUGACUUUCACGUGGUGUGAGCAUGACUAAGAAUGAGUUAAUUGUAGAAGAACGCAUGGUAGCCAUUUUAAGGAAAAGGCAAAGAUCUUUUGUACAGCAUCACCUGCUCACUCCACCCCAGGUCGCCAUGUUUUCCAUAUCACCAGUGUCAAAAGCCCGCCAUUGUCUCCUGAAGGAUCGCAAAUUGACCCUUAGGCCAGUGAGCAUUCAUCUCAGGUCUGCACUCGAAAACGCCAGCCUUUCAACAGCUUGCUCUUGGAGACUUGGGCCCAGCAGCGUGUGGACUGUCUGAGGAGCCAAUUCUGACAAAAAAUAACUUCAGCUUGUUUUCUGUUUUGUGUCAGGGGUUGUCAUUCUUUUGGAGAAAGAUAAAUUGUUUAUUUUUCAUUACCUUCAUUGUAUGUUUGCAGAAU
Messenger RNA from Polypterus senegalus (gray bichir), 4026 nucleotides. It is a transcript of the gene mid1, whose product is annotated as midline 1. The transcript is spliced from 11 exons. The coding region runs from base 499 to 2559 and encodes 686 amino acids. Lineage: Eukaryota; Metazoa; Chordata; Cladistia; Polypteriformes; Polypteridae. The record is from RefSeq and is a predicted model, not a curated record. Gene Ontology annotation, molecular function: protein binding; zinc ion binding.